AUGUCUGUGUUUUUAGGUAAUGUGGGUGGUACCCCCCAAGUCGAUAUUGCUGUCGCAAAUAGUGGUACAAACAACGUUGGUGUUUUACUGAAUAAUGGUGCUGGCGUAUUUGCUGCUCAAGUAACCUAUGCAACUGGCUUAACACCUAUGUCUUUGGCAACAGCCGAUCUGGAUGGUGACACGGACUUAGAUAUUGUUGUCGCAAAUAGGGGUACAAACAAUGUUGGUGUUUUUAAGAAUAAUGGUGAUGGCACAUUUUCUCCAGAAGUAACCUAUACAACUGGCGAUGACUCAGCACCCAUGUCUGUGUUUUUAGCCAAUGUGGAUGGUGUGAACGGCCCUGAUAUUAUUGUCACAAAUAGUGGCACAAACAACGUUGGUGUUUUACUAAAUAAUGUUGCUGGCGCAUUUGCUGCUUAA
Rotaria sp. Silwood2 is the source of this 420-nucleotide messenger RNA. The record is from the annotation of a GenBank genome assembly. NCBI's taxonomy places the organism in Eukaryota, Metazoa, Rotifera, Eurotatoria, Philodinida, Philodinidae.